CUGGGAUUGGGAUUUUCCCUUCCCAUGUGCUCGGACUGGCGCUAAAAGUUUUGAGCUCAAAAGUCCAGAGCCACCAUCCUGGGCGCAGGUAGCUGGUGGGUCCCGGGGGUUCACCUGGAAUCCGGCCUCGGAGCGUGCUUCCCAGAACGGUGAUACGCUCCCCUGAGGUUCGGCAGCCACACUUCCAGGGAGCUGCAAUGGAGGUACCACAGUCAGAACUCAAUAUGGAGUCCCCUCUAAGUCAGGAGACAUUUUCAGACUAUUGGAAACUACUUCCUGAUGACAAUGUUCUGUCCCCUGACAUAUCCCUAACAGUGGAUGAACUGCUGCUGUCCCCAGACCUUGUGAACUGGGUGGACGAAGGUGCAAAUGAAGCCGCCAGUAUGCCAGCAACUCCUGCACCUGCAGCUGCCACCCCUGCACCAACCACCUCCCCUGCACCAGCCAAUUCCUGGCCUUUGUCAUCCUUUGUCCCUUCCCAGAAGACAUAUCCUGGCAACUAUGGUUUCCAAUUAGGAUUCCUGAAUUCUGGGACAGCCAAGUCUGUAACCUGCACGUACUCCCCUACCCUCAAUAAGCUGUUUUGCCAGUUGGCAAAAACCUGCCCCGUACAGCUGUGGGUCAGCUCCCCACCCCCACUUGGCACCCGUGUCCGAGCCAUGGCCAUCUACAAGAAGUCCGAGUACAUGACAGAGGUUGUGAGGCGCUGCCCCCACCAUGAGCGCUGCUCUGACAAUAGCGAUGGUUUGGCCCCUCCUCAGCAUCUUAUCCGGGUGGAAGGAAAUUUGCGUGCAGAGUAUUUGGACGACAAAAACACUUUUCGACAUAGUGUGGUGGUGCCCUAUGAGCCGCCUGAGGUGGGCUCUGACUGUACCACCAUCCACUACAACUUCAUGUGUAACAGCUCCUGUAUGGGGGGUAUGAACCGGCGGCCCAUCCUCACCAUAAUCACACUAGAAGACUCCAGUGGUACUCUCCUGGGACGGAACAGCUUCGAGGUGCGCAUUUGCGCCUGUCCAGGGAGAGACCGUCGUACAGAGGAAGAAAAUUUCCGCAAGAAAGGGGAGCCUUGUCCCAAGCAGCCCCCUGGGAGCAGUAAGCGAGCACUGCCCAACAACACCAGCUCCUCUCCCCCGCCAAAGGUGCCACGGGAUGGAGAAUAUUUCACCCUUCAGAUCCGUGGGCGUGAACGCUUCGAGAUGUUUCAAGAACUGAAUGAGGCCUUGGAGCUGAAGGAUGCCCAGGCUGGAAAGGAGUCAGGGGGAAGCAGGGCUCACUCCAGCCAUCUGAAGUCUAAGAAGGGGCAAUCUACUUCCCGUCAUAAAAAACUCAUGCUCAAGAGGGAAGGACUUGACUCAGACUGACAUCCUCUGCUUCCUGCCCCCACUGACACCCCCACCCUCAUCUACCUUUGGCAUUUUUGGGGACUCAGGAGCUUAAAUUUCUGCUUGGUACAGGUGUGCCUCAGAAACACCACAGAAUCCCAUUUGCCUUGGCCCAGGGCUCUGCUAAAGAAGUUGGCCUGCACUGGUGGUUUUUUGGGGAGGUGAGGGGAGCUUGUUUCAGCUUAGCUUUUAAGGUUUUUCUCUAUGAAGACCAUUUGGGAGGUAAAUUUUCCUGCAUGUAAGGGUUAGGUUUUAAAUCAGCCGUCCCCACUGGGUUGGAAGCUAUCUCAGCUGAAUUUCUUCUAACUUCAUAGUCCACAUUGAUAAAAUGCCAAUAAUCGUACCUACCUCACAGGGUUUUUUUGUGAGAGUUAAUGAAAUAAUGUAUACGAGGUCUGACAAUUAAGUUCACAAAC
Messenger RNA from Hipposideros armiger (great roundleaf bat), 1801 nucleotides. It is a transcript of the gene TP53, whose product is annotated as tumor protein p53. Gene Ontology annotation, biological process: protein tetramerization; apoptotic process; regulation of transcription by RNA polymerase II. NCBI's taxonomy places the organism in Eukaryota, Metazoa, Chordata, Mammalia, Chiroptera, Hipposideridae. Gene Ontology annotation, cellular component: nucleus. Gene Ontology annotation, molecular function: DNA-binding transcription factor activity, RNA polymerase II-specific; protein binding; RNA polymerase II cis-regulatory region sequence-specific DNA binding. The record is from RefSeq and is a predicted model, not a curated record. The transcript has 11 exons. Bases 198 to 1364 code for a protein of 388 amino acids.